UCUAAAGUGUUCGGUUGUUUAAUGUUAAUAGUGCCCCUUUAAAUUAAUCUAACGCGUUAAUUAAUUGUUUAUGUUAAAAUAUUUUUGUUUAAUAUUAUUAAGAAAAUGUUAAUUUAUAUUUGUAUAUAAAAAUAUUAAUGAAAAGUGUUUUUGAAAUUAGUGAAAAAAGCAUUAGAAAAUUUGCAAAACCAAAAAAGCAGAAUUUGCCAAAUAUAUUCAUGCAAUUGUCGCCGUUUUUUGUUUCCAUGGCCCUUCGUAAGCCGGCAAACAGUGGGAGAGUUAUGGACAGAAAGAGAGUGUUGUUUAGUGACAGUGCAAGAGGGGCUAAAGCAUUAAUAUUAUGUUGUUGUUAUUACAAAUUUUUGAAGAAUUUAAUAAAAAGCAAAAUCAUUUAGCUUAAUAGAAUAUGGCGGCAAAAUGUGAGAAAAAAAGUAGUAGUGUUUUUGCUGUAAAAUAAGGAAGCAACGACAACGACUACAACAAUGAUUGAGAGUAAUGUCGUGUUAUUGUUACUUAAUUCAAGCGGAAAUAAUCAUAAAACAAACCAUGAUGUUGAUAUUAGAAAAUAAAUGAAGGCUGGCUGUUCUUUUUCAAGAAAGAAGAAGGAAGAAGUGUAACAAGAACAGCUACAAACUGAACCCACUAACUAAGCAAGCAACCACCGAAAGGCUUGAUUAUAUAACCAGGAAAAACAAACAGCAGCUUCAGCAAAGACUUUAUAACGAAUUCUUAUAAAAAGAUGCGACUCAUUUCUCUACCACACAACAGCGUCGCCAUGCGGCCUCUCAGCUCUAGUAUUAUCAUAGCUUUAUGCUCUCUUGUCAUUCUCCUGCCCUCGUCAGUCUCCGGCCGCAUGGCUUUCGAGAAACUAACAGAUUUCGACUUUGCCGGCACCACUUAUUACAGUGUAAAGAAUCUCUCUUUAUACGAGUGUCAGGGCUGGUGUCGCGAAGAGGCCGAUUGUCAAGCAGCCGCCUUUAGUUUUGUAGUCAAUCCUUUGUCGCCCUCGCAGGAGACCCACUGUCAACUGCAGAAUGAUUCGUCGGCUCAUAAUCCCUCGGCAGCGCCUCAGCGUUCGGCCAAUAUGUAUUACAUGGUGAAGCUGCAAUUGCGCAGUGAGAAUGUUUGCCAUCGACCCUGGUCCUUUGAGCGUGUGCCCAAUAAGGUUAUACGUGGUAAUGAUAAUGCUCUCAUCUAUACCAGCACUAAGGAAGCUUGUCUCUCGGCCUGUCUUAAUGAAAAGAGAUUCGUGUGUCGUUCGGUGGAAUACGAUUACAACAGCAUGAAAUGUGUGCUCUCCGAUACCGAUAGACGUUCUGGCGGCCAGUUUGUUCAGCUAGUAGAUGCCCAGGGUACCGAUUACUUUGAAAAUCUCUGCCUCAAGCCCCAGCAAGCCUGUAAAACUACUCGUACCUUUGCCAAUGCUCGAGUAGGAGUCUCUGAGGAAAAGGUCGCCCAAUAUGUAGGACUCCACUAUUACACCGAUAAGGAACUACAAGUUACCUCUGAAUCCGCCUGCCGCUUGGCCUGUGAAAUCGAAUCUGAAUUCUUGUGCCGUUCCUUCUUGUAUUUGGGUCAACCUCAGGGAGCUCAAUAUAACUGCCGUCUAUAUCAUUUGGAUCAUAAGACCCUGCCCGAUGGUCCCUCCACUUAUUUGAAUCAUGAACGUCCCCUUAUCGAUCAUGGCGAACCUAUUGGUCAAUAUUUUGAAAAUGUUUGCGAUAAGUCAGGUGCUACUACUAACUCAGCUGUAGGUGGUCCAGUGGGAGGUCCUUCAUCUCUGGAUAAAUUAGAUACUUUGCCCAUUACUUUUGAUACGACCGAGGAUCCUAACUUGAAUAUUACACGUAAUGAUGUGAAUUGCGAUAAGACUGGUACCUGUUAUGAUGUUUCCGUCCACUGCAAGGACACCCGCAUUGCUGUACAGGUACGCACCAACAAACCCUUCAAUGGCCGCAUUUACGCUUUGGGUCGUUCGGAAACCUGUAACAUUGAUGUCAUCAACUCCGAUUCCUUCCGUUUGGAUUUGACUAUGGCUGGCCAGGAUUGUAAUACACAAAGUGUGACCGGUGUCUACUCCAAUACCGUGGUAUUGCAACAUCACAGCGUUGUCAUGACCAAGGCCGAUAAAAUCUACAAAGUCAAGUGUACCUACGAUAUGAGCUCUAAGAACAUUACCUUCGGCAUGAUGCCCAUACGUGAUCCUGAAAUGAUUCACAUCAACUCCUCACCUGAAGCUCCUCCACCAAGAAUUCGCAUUUUGGAUACACGUCAACGUGAAGUUGAGACUGUGCGCAUUGGUGAUCGUUUGAACUUCCGCAUUGAAAUUCCUGAAGAUACUCCCUAUGGCAUUUUUGCUCGUUCUUGUGUAGCCAUGGCCAAGGAUGCUCGCACCAGUUUCAAAAUUAUCGAUGAUGAUGGUUGUCCCACCGAUCCCACCAUUUUCCCUGGUUUCACCGCCGAUGGCAAUGCUUUACAAUCGACCUAUGAAGCUUUCCGUUUUACCGAAAGCUAUGGCGUAAUCUUCCAAUGUAAUGUUAAAUACUGUUUGGGUCCUUGUGAGCCUGCUGUGUGUGAAUGGAAUAUGGAAUCGUUUGAAUCUUUGGGUAGAAGACGUCGUCGUUCGGUGGAAAGCAAUGAAACCAAGGAAGCCGAUGAGGAUAUGAAUAUUUCUCAAGAGAUUUUGGUUUUGGACUUUGGUGAUGAGAAACGUGAAUUCUUCAAAUCAGAUCCUAGCACAGAUUUUGCUAAAGAUAAGACUGUCACCAUUAUUGAACCCUGCCCCACUAAGACCUCUGUCUUGGCUUUGGCUGUCACCUGUGCUUUGAUGAUUCUCUUGUACAUUUCCACCUUGUUUGUGUACUAUAUGAAAAAAUGGAUGCAACCCCAUAAAAUUGUAGCAUAAGUAUUUUAUUUAGUUUAAAACACACACACAUAUACACUUACAUUUUAACAAACAAAACAAUAUUAGUUAACUAACUAUUACUUCUAACUAACUAUUACACUAUUUAACAAGAUAAAAGCUUAACAAAAAAAGGACAAUAGAUUUUAAGCUUUUUUUGCCAGGCAAAUUUUGAAGAGUAAAUGAGGAAAGGCAAUCGAUAAAUUUAAUUAAAUUUUAAGUUAUUUUUAAAAAAAUAGAUUAAACUAUUUUUAACUUAAAACAAUUUAUUAAAAACUUAAGCCUUAAACGAACACAGAAAAUAGAAAGCUUUUAAGCUUUUUUUAGGGGUUAUAAAGCUUUUUGGUCUAAUAGGUUUCUAAAAGGUUUCAAAGUCAUUUAAAAACUAUAAUUUCCUUUAAAAAAGCUUUAAAAGCUUUUUUUUUGAACAAGCACAAACUGGCUUUAACUAUCACUUUUUAAACACACUUAAGCAAUUAAAGCUUUUGGUCUAUUUUUUAUUAAUAACAAAUCACUUUCUAUGAAGUUUUAAUUUAAACUACAAAACUUUAACAAAUUAAAAUUAUGUUAAAACUUCCAUAGAGACUGAUUUUCUUAAAAAAAAAAACAACUUACAAACUAAAGCUUUUCAGGCUUAUGUAUUAAUUAUUUCCUAUUUUUUUUUAAUAAUUUAUUUUUAUAAUUUAUUACUUUACAAAUACUUUACCCCUCCCCCCUUAACUUUAAACCACAUUAUAAUUUAUUUAUUUAAAAAAAA
Messenger RNA from Lucilia sericata (common green bottle fly), 3659 nucleotides. RefSeq lists its product as uncharacterized. The coding region runs from base 740 to 2905 and encodes 721 amino acids. The record is from RefSeq and is a predicted model, not a curated record. The transcript is spliced from 9 exons. Lineage: Eukaryota; Metazoa; Arthropoda; Insecta; Diptera; Calliphoridae.